Leishmania mexicana MHOM/GT/2001/U1103 is the source of this 2469-nucleotide messenger RNA. RefSeq lists its product as hypothetical. The record is from RefSeq and is a predicted model, not a curated record. Lineage: Eukaryota; Euglenozoa; Kinetoplastea; Trypanosomatida; Trypanosomatidae. The coding region runs from base 1 to 2469 and encodes 822 amino acids. The transcript has a single exon.
AUGCACUUUCCGACUGCCGAGAUUGCCGUUGAGCCGCCUGUGCAGCGGCAGCGUUUAGAGGACGAGUCCGCGGAGGAGAAAUCGUUGAAGGAGCGUCUGCAGAACUCUUGGCCGCAAUUGAGCGUCGACAAUGACGGCGGGAAAGGCCCAUCGGUGUCGGCAAACGCUCUGUGGUCGAUACUGUUUGACCACGACCGAGCACACGAGCACUGCCAAACGGAGCGUUGGACGUUGCGCAGUCGCUUCGGUGCGCACAAUCGCUUUGCUCUCUGCGCCACCUUCCACUCCGUGGCCGUCGUCAGUGAUGUUGACCCGCCAAAGGAAGACUCUUUGCUGACACACGCGUGCGUGGUGAACUGGUCCAUCACGGACCACGAGAAGAAAAAGUACUACCGCUUCUGCGCCGCGGAUGACCGUGCACCAGCGCUCUUCUCGAUGAUGGUUGCCAAGAAAACGAUACAAAAUCAGCCUGCGAUGCUUCAGGCGAUGCUGGAGCAGUUUAAUAACGAGCGCCUGGUAUUGCCAGAUCAGCUGCUGGACGAGGCUGCUUCGACACGACUGACGGAGCUCGACGUCCAGUUCGGCAAGAACACACUGAAAGCAGCCGCGCCCGCCGUGAAUCGUGUGCAUCAGCCGCUUGUUCCGACAUACACCCUCCACCUCGAGGGGGUAAGCAACGAGCACGAGGAGGGCGACUUGUCAAAGGAGGUGCGCGCCGUUGUGGAUCUGACGUUCAUGCCUCGCAGUAUUCCGCCAGCUCUCGGUGGCACGCGUGGCAUCGUCUCCACCGGCAACUGGGAGGACGACGAGUUCUCCUACUCUCUUCACCACACUCGACUGCUAGGUGGCUCGCUCCGGGUGACACGCGCCACCGACAAUCUCGAGCUGGCGCGCGAAUUGGAGGUGAAUCGAGGCAGCGUUUGGGUGGAGCACAGCUUCGGUGGCGUGGUGCCUCGCAGCGUAGAAGAGGCACGCUUCGUGCGGGACCUCCGCCGCCGCCGUAUGGCUGAGGAGACGGAGCACAUGGUGCACGACCACUGCCUCAUUCGCCUACACGACAAGAUGACGCAGUGUUUCAGCAUUACUCGUGUUAUGUCAGCGGAGACGGGUGCCGUCAAGAAGUGCUACGCCACCGUGCAUUCCGCGGCGAGCAAGGAGGCCUUCCAGCACAACAGCGGCGUCGUCAUGACCGACGAGACGGACGAGUCCUAUAUGAGCACCGAAACGGGAGUCGUGUACCCGACGCGGUGGCGUGUCGAGUGCCCGACGAGCGACGGCUGUCGGGUAGAGCUACGGCUAGCGGCAACGCUGCCGAAUCAGGAGAUGAUCACGUGCCUUGCCCAGCCCAGCGAGUGGGAGGGUACCGUGACUGUGAUAGGCAAACUGAUCAUGGCCGACGGCAACGUCACAGAGGUGAGGGGGGACGGCUUCGUGACGAGCCGCGGACGCGGCAAGCUACACAUGGAAAAAGAUGUGUUCGGCAUGCUGCAUGGGCUGGGCUCUGCUGCGAUGAAACGGGCAGAGGUGGCGGCGGCGGGGUCGUGGGAGGCAAUCGCCGAAGGACCCGGCUUGGUCGCGCUAGCUGGACUCAAGGUGGCCCUCAAGAUGCAGCAGUUCGACUUGACGCCCUCUCAACAGGUGGUGUUGGCGGCGCUCUUGGGCACGUACGGCUACAUCUUUCAUCACCCUCAGGAGGUGGAGGAGGUGAAGAAGGCGUUGCACUGGUGCUACAACCGAUGGAUGACUUUUUACGGCGCUAGCGCGAUCAACUACCGGACCCUGACUCUUCGCGCUUUUAUCAUGCAGGAGCUUUGUGACGUGACUCACGCUAAGUGUGCCACCUGGAUCCAGAAGCGGGCCCAGGCCUUGGAUAUCGCGGUGCCGGUGUCCUACCUGUUCAACUCCGACGUGAUCGACAGCUGCGUCUUCUCGCUGCCGGCGCGCUCUGUACUACUGCAACCGCCCUCCAUGCUGGAGGUGGCACAGAUUAAGGCGCUCAUGGACGGCACCUGGAUCAUGGACCCGGAUGAGACGGAGGGCAGCAUGAACGCCGUCUUGCUCGAGCAGGGCGUCAACGUCUUGCUGCGCAGCGUGAACAGCAAGACGGUGCCGACCUGGGUUGUCCACGUGAACCACGAGAACAAGAUCGUGAUUGACGAGGUGACCAUGCUCGAGCGGCGGCACUUUGUCAUCGCACUCGACGGGACGGAGUGGGCAUGGGAGAGUGUCUCGCGCGGCUGGGUGAAGUCGCGCUCGUGCAUCUUGUCAGGAGGGCGCGAGCUGUAUGUGGAGACGGAGGUGCAAGAGGGAAUCGAGCGCGUCUGGUACCAGUUCCAGGACGGUGACAAGACAAUGGUACAGAACAUAUUCUACUUCACGAACCCGACGACGUCGAAGCCUGUGGCUUCGUGCAAGCGGCACUUUAAGAUACAGCUACCCCCUGGGUCUCCAACAUCGGCCAAGAAAUAG